Molecule: messenger RNA, 936 nt
Organism: Saccharomyces mikatae IFO 1815
Lineage: Eukaryota; Fungi; Ascomycota; Saccharomycetes; Saccharomycetales; Saccharomycetaceae
Gene: MIR1
Product: Mir1p
Exons: 1
Coding region: 1-936 (311 amino acids)
Biological process (GO): mitochondrial phosphate ion transmembrane transport
Cellular component (GO): mitochondrial inner membrane
Molecular function (GO): phosphate transmembrane transporter activity
Source: RefSeq, a predicted model, not a curated record
AUGUCUCUGUCUGCUGCUCCUGUUAUUCCACAGUACUCUGUCUCCGACUACAUGAAAUUUGCCCUAGCCGGCGCCAUCGGGUGCGGGUCCACUCAUUCCAGUAUGGUUCCCAUCGAUGUUGUUAAGACCAGAAUUCAACUGGAACCUACCGUGUACAACAAGGGUAUGGUUGGCUCUUUCAAGCAAAUCAUCGCUGGUGAAGGUGCUGGUGCGUUGUUGACUGGGUUUGGCCCCACGUUGCUGGGCUACUCCAUCCAAGGUGCCUUCAAGUUCGGUGGUUACGAAGUGUUCAAGAAGUUCUUCAUUGACACGUUGGGCUAUGAUACUGCCUCUCACUACAAGAACUCCGUUUACAUGGGGUCCGCUGCCAUGGCCGAAUUCUUGGCAGACAUUGCUUUAUGUCCUCUAGAAGCUACUAGAAUUAGAUUGGUCUCCCAACCUCAGUUCGCCAACGGACUGGUCGGAGGGUUUUCCAGAAUUUUGAAAGAGGAAGGUGUCGGUUCUUUUUACAGUGGGUUCACUCCGAUCUUAUUCAAGCAAAUUCCUUACAACAUCGCUAAAUUCUUGGUCUUUGAACGUGCCUCUGAAUUCUACUACGGGUUUGCCGGUCCAAAGGAAAAACUAUCCUCCACUUCUACUACUUUGUUGAAUUUGCUUUCUGGUUUGACUGCUGGGUUGGCCGCUGCUAUUGUCUCCCAACCAGCAGACACUUUAUUGUCCAAGGUCAACAAGGCUAAGAAGGCACCUGGCCAAUCCACCGUUGGAUUGUUGGCGCAAUUGGCCAAACAAUUAGGGUUCUUUGGCUCCUUUGCUGGGUUGCCUACUCGUUUGGUCAUGGUCGGUACUUUAACUUCCUUGCAAUUCGGUAUUUAUGGUUCUUUGAAGAGUACUUUGGGCUGUCCACCAACCAUUGAAAUUGGCGGUGGUGGUCAUUAA